Molecule: messenger RNA, 2204 nt
Organism: Balaenoptera musculus (blue whale)
Lineage: Eukaryota; Metazoa; Chordata; Mammalia; Artiodactyla; Balaenopteridae
Gene: SPSB4
Product: splA/ryanodine receptor domain and SOCS box containing 4
Exons: 2
Coding region: 41-862 (273 amino acids)
Biological process (GO): intracellular signal transduction; proteasome-mediated ubiquitin-dependent protein catabolic process
Cellular component (GO): SCF ubiquitin ligase complex
Molecular function (GO): protein binding
Source: RefSeq, a predicted model, not a curated record
GUAGCGGUGGCCCGCAGCGGCCCCGUCCCGGCAGCGAGCCAUGGGCCAGAAGCUCUCGGGGAGCCUCAAGUCGGUGGAGGUGCGAGAGCCGGCGCUGCGGCCGGCCAAGCGCGAGCUGCGGGGAGCGGAGCCGGGGCGGCCGGCGCGGCUGGACCAGCUGCUGGACAUGCCGGCGGCGGGGCUGGCGGUGCAGCUGCGCCACGCGUGGAACCCCGAGGACCGCUCGCUCAACGUCUUCGUCAAGGAUGACGACCGGCUCACCUUCCACCGGCACCCGGUGGCGCAGAGCACGGACGGCAUCCGCGGCAAGGUGGGCCACGCCCGCGGCCUGCACGCCUGGCAGAUCCACUGGCCGGCGCGGCAGCGGGGCACACACGCUGUGGUGGGCGUGGCCACGGCGCGGGCCCCGCUGCACUCGGUGGGCUACACGGCGCUGGUGGGCAGCGAUGCCGAGUCCUGGGGCUGGGAUCUGGGCCGCAGCCGCCUCUACCACGACGGCAAGAACCGACCCGGCGUGGCCUACCCCGCCUUCCUGGGGCCCGAGGAGGCCUUCGCGCUGCCCGACUCGCUGCUCGUGGUGCUGGACAUGGACGAGGGCACACUCAGCUUCGUCGUGGACGGCCAGUACCUGGGCGUGGCCUUCCGUGGCCUCAAGGGCAAGAAGCUUUACCCGGUGGUGAGUGCCGUGUGGGGCCACUGUGAAGUCACCAUGCGCUACAUCAAUGGCCUUGACCCCGAGCCCCUGCCAUUGAUGGACCUGUGCCGGAGAUGCAUCCGCCUGGCCCUGGGCCGCCAGCGCCUACAGGACAUCGGCUCCCUGCCGCUGCCUCAAUCUCUCAAAAACUAUCUGCAGUACCAGUGAGCCGGGGACGGAGGGGCAGCGGAGGGCACCCACAGCCCCAGGCCUGUCGCUUCACGGUCACACUGUACAUCAGGAAGGAGUCUCCCUCCUCACCCUGGUUUCCCAGGACAUUCACUUCUUUGAAAGGCCAGGACAUCUUCCCAACUUUGAAAAUGAAACGUCUGUUGCCAACAGUAUUUGCUGCCUUGGAAGCAGCCCUCCCAAGUCAGACACCUCCUUGGAAGCCGGGAAGAGCCCGAAGCCUGCGCUGGGUGGAGAUCCUGCCCGCUGAGCAGGACACAGCAGCCAAGCGGCCACCGGUAUUGAUCCGAGAGCCUGUUUCCUUAUCCAAGAGAAUGAAUAAAACAUUUGGGCAGGAGACUUUCUGUUGUGUGCCCCGCUGCAGACAGGGCCAGGGGAAAACUGGCCAGCUCCGGGAGAACAUUGCCUCUGAAUAAUGCAUGGUGAAAGCAGCUUGAUGCCCGUGCCCCUCUGGUUCCCCACCCUUCCCAGGGCAGCAGGAUUGUCAUGACACUUUAGGACUUUGCACCCCUUUGAGAGACCGUUACCUAGGGAUGCCCAGCUGCGGAAUUGGCAAGUGGACAAAACCGUGUUGAGACACCUCCCAGCUUACCUCUCUGAACGUUGUUUACUUCCCCUCUCUCUCGCCGUCCUUCCCCACCCGGACCCCCAGUCUCUGGAUGCCCAGGGCACCUCUAUUCAGGGAAGCUGAGUCUGACAAAUUCACCCCAGGGAAUGAGCGUAUCCUUUAUUAUUAUUGUUUUAAGUAGCGUCGCAUUUUAAAAGAGUGUGGUGAGGGCAGUACUUAGUCCAAAGGUGCUAAUGGGGGAAUUGGGGGCCUUGUGACACCCACGGGGGUGAUGUCCUCGGGCUGGGGAGCCUUCCUGGGGGGCUGAGGGUCUCCAGGCAACCGUCCAUUCAGGAUGCAGCCUGGCCGCCACAAAGCUUUAUUUGAGCGAAUUAUUUUUUCACUUGAGGAGACUUGUACGAGUUUGUUUCUGUUUCACGUGUGUGUGUGUGUGUGUGUGUGUGUGUGUGUGUGUGUGUGAUGUGCUGCUUAUUUAUCAGCUUGGGGCCAUGGGGGCAGCUUUGUAACUGGAAGGGUGGAUGUGAGGCAUCUUCUCCGCCCGCCCCAGCCUGUCAUCCCCCGGGAACCAUGCCGCUGCCGCCGCUGCCACCACCAGGCAUCUCUCGCGUUUCCAACACUCUCUGCCCAGACUGAUUUUUAACUGGAAAUUGUCACAGCAGCGGGACACCAGAGCCCCAGACGGCACUGCCCCCUGCCACUUUAAUGUGAAUUCGAUGAAUGAAGAGCGUUUCUAAUAAAGUUUGGCAUUCAGUC